UAAUUUCCCUUAUUAUGCAGAUUUGUGUAUAAAUUUUGAAAGUACAGUGGUGGUAUUGUAUGGUAUUCGAUCUUCAACUGAGUGAAAUAAAAGUCUCUAAAAGGUAGUACUAGUUAAGCCAGAAUUGAAAUGAUGUGAAAACCCGUUUCAGCGUGUAAAACAUGGUGUUCGUGUUCCUUGAGCGAAUCUUUUAGUUCUUAAAUAAUUUUAGAUGAACUACUAGUACAUGAUUGUGAUAUUCCGGAUCACAGCUGUUCAAAUUGCAGAGGAUUUUGAUAAAAAAAAUUAAUCAUUGAUUAAAAUCUCGUUGACUUUAAGUGGAAUAUUAUAUGAUAACACAAGGUAAGAUCCGGAUCAGUAGACAGGUGUACUAGUUCUCAUAUUUACUACAGAUAUUUGUUCUUGUAUUAUUAUUGUUGUAUUAUUCAUUGAGAACAAAUAUGGAAGUGUAUAUUAUGUGUUUUCGUCGUCUAUUGAUCGUGUUGAUUGUAACAUUGGAAUCCAUGUGUAAAUCGGAAGAUUGUUACUGUUUAAGGAAGCUAGUGGGCGAUAUCGAUAGUCCUGUGUUUGUAGAACAGGAUCCUGUGAAUAGAAGAUAUUAUGUGGCACAACAGUCCGGAGUUGUACAUAUAUAUUCAAAAGAUUGGGAGAAAGAGUCAAAACCUUUAGUCAAUUUAACAAAUGACGUUCACAUCUCUAACAAUAUUUGGGAUGAGAGAGGUUUACUUAGCAUUGCCUUGCAUCCACAGUUUCACAGUAAUAAUCUGAUCUUUACGUAUAGCAUUCGUCUGAUCAAUGGGAAAGAAUAUGCUGUCGUUUCAAAACUUGAGAUCCGACCUGAUCUACUGAAGGAAGAUAUUAUUCUAGCUAUUGAACAGGCAAACCAAAAGUUGAAUGGUGGACAGGCUUUUUUUGGCAAUGAUGGAAAAUUGUAUGUGUCCAUUGGAGAUGGGGGAUCACUUGAUAACAAAAAUAUUUCGUUUGCUCAGAGCAGUUUGAGUCUACUUGGUAAAAUUUUACGAAUUAACAUUGACAAGACUGAAGUAGUGGAUGACCAUCUUCUGUUUUACUCAGUACCUGAUGACAAUCCUUUCGUAGGAAACGCGUCAUGGAGACCAGAAAUUUUCGCACUUGGAGCCAGAAAUAUGUGGCGCUGUAGUGUUGACAAAGGAACUGGUUAUUUAUACUGUGGUGAUGUUGGUGAUACAGACACAGAAGAAAUUAACUUAAUUAAAUCCGGAAAAAAUUAUGGGUGGAACAUAUUUGAAGGUUCUGUUGCUAAUAUUAACAGAACAAAAAAUGAAGCAAUAGCAAACGAAGGUCCUAUAUAUAGUUACCCACAUGGUGAUAUGGGACAUGCUGUAGUAGGAGGCUAUGUCUAUAGGGGAAAGGCAUUUUCAAGUCUUUUUGGACAGUACAUGUUUGGUGAUUAUGUUUCUGGAAAGUUGUUUAGAUUAAAAUUGAACGAGUCCAAUAGUAAAUUUAAUUUUGCACAAUGUACACAAAAUAAAUGUCCAUGUGAUGCCCGAGACAAACCUGGGAAAUUUCUACAAUCAUUCUCAACUGAUAAUGAAGGUGAACUUUUAUUAUUAACGAAACAGAAAGGAGAGAUUCUGAAAUUGAUACCACCUUUAAGUGCCGUGACCACGUGCGGAUCCUGCCAGUUGUUGCCGAGCACUGUGGUUUUACUGUGCUCAUCUGUUAUAGUAACAAUGUUAUACAGUAUCUAGCCUACACUGAAUACUAUAGUUAUGAAUUAUUAAGUUUAGUGCAUACUAAUGCGGCGUAUUUAUAUUUUUAAAUUUUAUUAGUUUUCAUGUAUCUUCCAAAGGUAUUAGUCAAGAAUCUUUACAUAGUAUUUUUUUAUAUGACCGCAAUUUUCAAGAGUCUUAUAAUGGUAUAGUUGUAAUCAUUAUUAUGCACGCAUUGUAGGAGAUACCUCCGUUUAAUGUUCAUGUGUUCCAGAUUGAAAUCACUCCCAUGUUGGUUUUUUUAUCUGUCGACUCUAGAUAACUACACGCAGUGAAAUCAUAUCGUUCGUUUUCAUUCAUAUAAAUAAAGAAGAAACAUGUAUGUGUCCCGGUGCCGGAUUCUCUUCAAUGAGACAAUUGGCUCUUUUUUGUUAUUUUUCAAUGAAUUUAGUAUUAUUUUUGUUUAAAAAAAAGAUUUCAUACUUUUAUAUGUAAAUAUUUUAGGCCAAUGUACGGCAAAUUUUGGCUACGAAGUGGAAGUUAUAUUUGAAAAUAGAGAUUAUAUUUAUGUAGCAAUUGGCAAAACUCAGGCCUUUUAUAUAUUAUUUUUUUUUUACUUUUUAUUUUCUAUUUCAAUACAGUCUGGGUGAACUAUGUAUGUAUUUGUACAUGCAAACUGCAUGAGGAUGAUUAUUUCUGAAAUCCUUAACCAAAUCUCAAAACACCAAUGAAUAAAUACCGUGUUUAUAAAAUCUUGAAAAUUCAAGGUUGUAGUUACUUCAUGAAACUUUGUUUUUAAGCAUUUCCUAACAUUUUUCAAAAGUUCAGUGUCGAAACAUAAUUUCAUUAUUUCGUUCUAUUGUUUCUUUUGGGUUAAUUAUAUUUUCUUUUUGGUUCAUACUAAGUAUUUGAUUGACGUAUUUUUCAUCAAGAUGUAAAAUCAUGCACCAUUAUUGUUAUAAGUUCAUUGCUUCCAUACUAAUUUGUAUACAUUUAACAAACGUUUAUACAUGUUUAAUACAUUAUAAUAUAAUUUACGAUUUGCCCUUUUAUGAAUGAACGAAUGAAGAUAGACUCUAUUAAGCGAUGACUUAUCUUUUAACUGUGUACAUGAUUCGUAUCAUUAUGUAUAAUGUACAACACUUGUAUAAAUUCAUUGGACUAUGUUGAGAUUGAUUUUAAAAAGUAAGCUUAAUAAAGUGAGUUUGUGUUGUU
Molecule: messenger RNA, 2906 nt
Organism: Mytilus californianus (California mussel)
Lineage: Eukaryota; Metazoa; Mollusca; Bivalvia; Mytilida; Mytilidae
Product: HHIP-like protein 1
Exons: 8
Coding region: 441-1730 (429 amino acids)
Source: RefSeq, a predicted model, not a curated record